ACACAGGAACACACGAGGGCUAGCCUGAUAUGGGCGUUCCUCAUAACAACUUAGCGCUGCACGAAAGAUAUUGGUUGCUAAACUUUCAGUGCGUCAUUGUUAUCUCUACUUCCCGUUUUCCAAGAUUCCUACUACACAACAACUUCAAGUUGUGUUACCAACGACUGCUCCUGGUCCAGGUGGUGUUUUGCUGGACCGUCAGGAUGGAUUCAGGCAAAAGCGAGCUGCUGAACUCUUUGGAGACGUAUCUGAACAACAAAGCCAGACUACAACCCAUCAUAGGCCUGGGCACCAUUAUAGAGUGUGUGAAUGUGACUUCACGGGCCAGAGAGACGUUGUACCUGUGUGAGGUGUGUGCAUGCAGACUCACCAAAGCUGAUAUGCGGAACCACAUAAUGGGGAGCCACCACAGAUUCAACUACAUUAAAGCCUGUCACCCCCACUUAGUGUCUAAGUGGCUGGGCAGCCCUGACCUGUCUAAGAUGGCUUGGCCUUUAAUGGAGUUGGCUAAAGUGUUGGAGAAGAAAGAAGGACCAGGAAAGGUUCAGUUGUUUGAAGUUCAAGAUGAGCUUUACCAGAUGAUGGCGACACAGAGUGAAAAUCAUGCAGUGACUCUGAUGAAGACUUUAAAACAAGAGCAAGCCGAGUUGGAGAGCUUUUCCGAAACGAAACCUUUGCAUUAUCCGGUCGCGUCUCAGAGGGUCGUUUUGCCUGCACGCAACCAGUGGGAACAUCCAGAGACAUCCGACAGGGGUGACAUGAAAUUAGUUCAAGUCUCACAGCAAACUGAGCCGAAGACACUGUUACAAAACAUAUCAGCCCCACGGCUGGAGAAGGUCCAGAUGUCGGCUCAGGCCUCUGCGGUAUCGGAGAGCGGCGACGGGUUUCUGGAGGAUUUCCCUGGAGCCAAGCCUGUCAUUGGUCUCGUCCGUGUGGUCGAGUUCAGAAGUGAAGACGGCUGCUCAUGUUGUUUCUUAUGCCAUUGCUGUCGCAUAAGAUCCACCAAAAAUGACCUGAUUGAUCACCUCUCCAGCUCCUCCCAUCUAGUUAACUACCUGAUGGAAAUUUAUCCUGACCAAAUACAAGCUUUGGGGGAAGUUGGUGAAAAUGACUUCCAGCUUCAGUCACUGGCUGCCAAAGUGGAGGAAGAGGAGGGCAGAGGAGAGAUGAAGAUAGUAAAUGUACCCGAGUCCAUCUGUAGUCAACUCACUGGCAAAAGUUACCACUGGUGUUUAAAGAUGCUUUCAAGAGGAGGGAAACAUUCCAGCCUUCAACAGAAAAGAAAAGCUGUCAUAGGUCUGAACAAGAUUACAGCUCGACAUGCGCCAGAAAAAAGCUUUGUAGCGAUGCCAAAGCGAGCAAAAACAAUGAAACCAAUGAAGAAGAAAAGGAAAAAGACCAAUACCAUGUUUAGCGUGAGCCUGCCUAUAGGUAAAGGUGAACUUCUCCUGGAGAGAAGAUCCUUUGACGCGGAUCAUCUUUUUGAGUCAUCUGCAUCACCUUCAUCUAAAUCGGAGCCAGCUCCAUCACCCUCUGAGGUUUUAGACACCAGGUCUCCUGUAGACCUUAUUGAUACACAGCUGGAGCUUCAAACAUCUCAACGAGAGCAACAGCUCUCCCAAGAAGUUGCAGACUCUGGUGAUUACAUGUCAGAAAAGCACAUCACAGUCACAGUAUUUCAAGGCGAAGAUGGUUAUGUUGGCGACAACCUGCCUGGACUACAUAAGUUAAGGGGAUCUCAGGAAUGCUCGAGUAAAGGCUGGACAUAUGAAGAUUUACAGGCCCAGAACGGGGGACAUUUUGCUGCUGGAGCCCACUCUGAGGAGAUUUCACCUUUUGACUCCUACUAUAGAGAGGGGAGCUGUGGGACCAAUAUUUGGUACGGUUCAGCAUCAGCCGGAGCAGAACGGGAAGCAUCGAGGCUAGAGAGAGAAAGCAGCGAGAUCAUCUCAAGUUAUGGUCAGCAGCAUCAAAACCAGCAGCCGUCAUGGAGCGAUGCAGGUUUUCACACAGGCAGGGUGUGGGGACAACAAGUUCCUUAUUUCAAGGAUGCCAGGAUAAACGUGGAAACUCACUUGGGAGAUACUCCUCUGUACAGGGGCAGCUUUGUAUUGGAUCCUAGAGGACAGGUUCAUGAGACUGAACAGAGACAAGCCCAGGCUUACACGAAAUUCACUACUGACUAUCACCAAACAGCUCCACAGCGCUACACGACUCCGUCCACAGCGUUUGAAGUCAGUCCAAUACAGCAGAGGUUGAUGUUUCAGGCCUAUCAUGAUGCUUCAACCAGAACCAGCCAGGGGCCUUUACCCCGCACCACCCGGGGUCCAUUACCUCGCACCAACCCAAACUUUAUGUAUCCAGUCACAGAUGGAGCUGGUUGGGGAUGGACUCGGGCUGAUGCUUUCAUUCAGCCAGGACAAUCUGCGUGCUACACUCCCAGGCCUGGCGUUUAUUUCAGCGCUGGCAUUCCAAACUGAAUAAAAGCAAACUUCAUGACUCGCAUGGUCAAGUGUUAAAAAUUAGACUAGCUUAAAAAUAUACCCUAAUACUAAUACAUGUUGGAGUCUCCAAAUGUACAAUGAAAUAAUUUGGCUGUUGUAUUUGUUUGUUUUUUUUGUUUUUUCAAAAAUAAUUCCUGAAUUGGAAAUGAAUGUUGAAGAACUGAAGGAAUCACAUUAUGAAAGAUGCCACUGGAUGUGACUAGGUGUAAACAAACACCAGAACAUGAGCAAAAUCUUACUUGAAGUUUAAGACCAACAUGAAAUUUUUAUAUUUCAAGCUCUAUUUUUAUUUUGCCAAACUGAUACAUUGUUUUUUUUCUUUCAAAAUACUGCUGUUUAUAUUGGUUCAGAUACAUUAAAAAUCCCUUAAACUAGGGAUUGCUCUUCUAGAUUAAUGCAUUGCAUUACCUGAGCCAUUGUGUUUUUUCUUUUUUUUUUUUUUUACCGUUAAAGCACAACUGCAUUUAUCAUGUGCAGCUUUGCUUUGAAAAUCCAGCCCUGCAACAACAUGUAGAGAUUUGUUGCAUUUUGUUUUUAGGGCUGUCAGAUUGAAUUUAUUCUGUCGAUGCUACAAUCAUUCACUUUAAUUUAAAGGGAAAUGAAAGACCGAUUGUCAUGGUCUGUGUUACAAUGCUGCAUCUCAAGAAGCCUCUGAAUGACACACAUUCUGGAGAAGAGCAUACUCAGGGUUGUCCAUUAUGUUUUACACAUUAUGAGGCAUCCGUCUUUGCACAGUCGUCUCUGGAUUUGGUUCUACCAAAGAUGUCAUGAUCCCAGUUUUUGCAUUUGAGUUUCCACCACUGUAUAUUUUUCAAUAUGCAUCAGUGGAGUUAUUCGUAAUCAAACUUUACAUACAGAUAAUUUUUCAUACUGUCAGAUGUAACAAAAACAUCCUUUAUAAGUACUGAAAUCCUAGAGUUUCAAAUCCAUAUAGCAAAAAAAAAAAAACUAGAUGAAUUAAAACUGAGAAGCGGUUUGUUUUUCCCCUUCUGCAGAGAAACGGAUUUACAGUUCUUAGAUUGGAUCUGUUGUGAUUCACUCAAAUUUAUGACUUUCCUAAACCUUUGUAAUGAAAGUGCUAAUUAAACUAUUGGAAAAUGUGUUAACCUUAUGUAGUGUGGUAAGAAUUAAUGAAAUACUCUGGUAUGGAAUAUAAAAUGUUACAUCUCAGUUUUGAAUAAAUUGCGUCUUCUUAAA
This is a messenger RNA of Poecilia reticulata (guppy), 3701 nucleotides long. RefSeq lists its product as uncharacterized. NCBI's taxonomy places the organism in Eukaryota, Metazoa, Chordata, Actinopteri, Cyprinodontiformes, Poeciliidae. The record is from RefSeq and is a predicted model, not a curated record.